This is a messenger RNA of Saccoglossus kowalevskii, 459 nucleotides long. Its product is annotated as sulfotransferase 1B1-like. Gene Ontology annotation, molecular function: sulfotransferase activity. Lineage: Eukaryota; Metazoa; Hemichordata; Enteropneusta; Harrimaniidae. The record is from RefSeq and is a predicted model, not a curated record.
AUGACGUUCAGCUCCGAUACAAACUUGCUUACUCUAAAACCAAACUUGAAUGGUACUUUGAAAACAGACAUGAGACCUAUCGUGUACACACGGGAGCUUCUCAGAGACCAUGGUAUAAGUAGUUACCUGGUUAUAGCAUGGUAUAUGCGAUCAGAGUACCGACAACUCGGGCAACAACUUCACAACUCGAUUCAGAGUGUCCACACACCGAAUGAUCGAAGAGCAGCGAUCGUGAAAAUUGCCGAUUACCUAGGGUAUGACUUAAAUGAUGAUAAAAUUAAUAAAAUAACAGAUCACUGUUCGUUCAAGAACAUGAAGAAAGCAUCUCUAAUGGAACCAUCAGUAAGAAAAGGCAUUGUUGGCGACUGGAAAAACGUUUUCACUGUAGCUGAAAAUGAGGCCUUUGAGAGGAUAUACAACGAAAAAAUGAAAGGCACAGGCUUAUCGUUUGAGUGGUAA